AUGCGAAUGCAGAAGAGCGCCAGCUAUCGUCAGCGAGAUAGCCAUGGAAAGGCGAACGGCCGGGCACGUAGCUCGGCACUCUGGCGGCAGAUGGUCAACGAGGAUCGUCCACCGUACACUGCGGGUAGACCAGGCCGCUUGGUCGCCCACCGCGAUGGGGUAAGAUUGUAUCAGAAGUCUGGAAGGCAAUUCUUGGAGGGAGAACGCCCUCAGCUGUGA
Soboliphyme baturini is the source of this 219-nucleotide messenger RNA. Lineage: Eukaryota; Metazoa; Nematoda; Enoplea; Dioctophymatida; Soboliphymatidae. The record is from the annotation of a GenBank genome assembly.